CGUCAUACGUAACAUGGCCGCUUUCAUAAUAAUUCCGCAUUUGACUUAUCUGUAGCUUGUUGUGUUCUUUUUGCAAAGCUCUACAGAAUGCCCAAAUAUUACGAGGAUAAAGAGGACGAUGGCCGCGCCUGCGCUGGAUUAAGAGAAGAUUUCAAAGCCUGUCUCCUUCAGCAUGACUGUGUAGUGAAGGAGGGUAAGAAGCCCAGUGCAUGUCUGAAGGAAGGACAUUGCAAAGGCUUGCAAGUGGCUUUCUUUGAGUGCAAGAGAUCCAUGCUGGACACCAGAUCUCGAUUCCGAGGCCGAAAGGGAUACUGAAUAACACCUUCAACGUGAAUAACAUGUUUUGUAUCAAAAUGCCAAGACAUGCUCUCAAAUGUGUAAAUAUAAUGCUUUUUAAGCAAACUUGUCUAGUGAAAAAUAGUUGACUCAUCAACAAAAUAAAUCAUAAAAUAAAACCGAUUUCCAGUUCUGAAUGUUCACUCAU
Molecule: messenger RNA, 484 nt
Organism: Sinocyclocheilus rhinocerous
Lineage: Eukaryota; Metazoa; Chordata; Actinopteri; Cypriniformes; Cyprinidae
Gene: coa5
Product: cytochrome C oxidase assembly factor 5
Exons: 4
Coding region: 88-315 (75 amino acids)
Biological process (GO): mitochondrial respiratory chain complex IV assembly
Cellular component (GO): mitochondrion
Source: RefSeq, a predicted model, not a curated record